This is a messenger RNA of Chaetomium globosum CBS 148.51, 1881 nucleotides long. RefSeq lists its product as uncharacterized. Gene Ontology annotation, cellular component: spindle pole body; nuclear pore transmembrane ring. The record is from RefSeq and is a predicted model, not a curated record. NCBI's taxonomy places the organism in Eukaryota, Fungi, Ascomycota, Sordariomycetes, Sordariales, Chaetomiaceae. Gene Ontology annotation, molecular function: spindle pole body-nuclear membrane anchor activity. Bases 1 to 1881 code for a protein of 626 amino acids. Gene Ontology annotation, biological process: nuclear pore organization; spindle pole body localization. The transcript has 3 exons.
AUGGCGCCAGCAACAGUCAGGAGAUCUCCCUAUAAGGAUUUCCUACAACCCGCGUUGCAGCGGCGCUUUGCGACAGCGAGCUUGUGCGUGUUGGCCAUCGCAUACCUCCAGGCCCUGUUCUUGGCGAGUUGGAGCUCCUGUCCUACCGGUUUCCGCGCCGUCUCCCUCUUCUUCUGCGGUAUCAUCGUCAUCAUCCUCCGAAUCUCCCAAUACCACCCUGGGCUACGCACAUCCGACUCGGGCGUCCACACCUUCUUCCGUUAUGCGCCCAGGCUAGAAACUGCCGAAACAAUCCUCACAUAUACCCUGUCUGCGUUCAUCUUCGGAUUCAUCUACCUCUGGUCGCUGUCGGACGCGUCGGGGCUCGAGUUCGUCACCUACUUCACCGCCGACCGAGCAAGGCUGAACGAGAAGCCACUCUUCCUGAUCUCCCACUUGGUGCUCCUCGGUGUUUAUCAGGCACUGCAACACCUCUUUAGGGAUGUCGACCGGUUGUCUCUUGGGGUGGCGAGACCACAGAAUGGGGACGGCAAGUCGGAGGAAGGGGACGUGUCCCACCAGGUGCGCCGGUUCAGAGACCAGCUCCCUGCGAUGCUGGUAUACACGCUCAAUCACUCCAUUAUCGGCAUGAUCGUCAGCUGCGUCCUCUACCCGUUGACGGUGCGCGGCACGAUCUGGAAGACCACCCUGGUUUUCCUGCGGCCCAUCUACAGCCUACCCCGGAGUAACAUGCUCCCUUCUUCGCUCCCCUACGCCGUCCCUGCCAUGUUUCGUUGCUUUCUCGUGGGCCUGGUUCUCAUGUUUGCCUGGACUGCCGCCAAUACGGCUUUCUCGCUCUUUCUGGUUAAGCACCCGCUGAAGAAUGGGAGGCCGUUGACGUCGGACUCGAAGGACCCGAACGGCAGUCUCCUUAAUGGGUUGAAGAAUAAGAAACUUUCCAUCAAGUGCUUCGCCAUGUGGGAGCUGGCCUUCAUUGCCCGCGACUUUUCCGACCGUCGCAAGUCCAUUUACGAAGACAUCGAGCGGAAGGACGGGCCCAUGUGGUCACAGGUCUACAAAAUCUGCAUCGACACCAUCAAGGCCAUGGAAACCAGCAUGGACGCAUACACCGCCCCGCCUGCACCCCCCACCAGCACCGACGCAACUCCUGAACAACUACAGCAGCAACAACAAAAAGCCCGGACUACCGAACCCCCCCGGGAUGAAGAAAUCUUCCAGCCUAUUCCCCAGCGCAAGGGGCUCCGCAGCCAGGUCGAAAAGGCCGUCAACCAAGCGACCUUGUCACCGGGGCAAGGCUCGCAGCUCUCCCCCACGGCGAAGCGGAUGGUCGAGUCCGCCAAGCAGCAGCUCCUCAAGGCCCAGAAAGAAGCCACUGGGACCGAGGAUACACAAGGCCUCUUCAAGGACGCCGCCCUCCGCGUGCUGGGCUCGCCCGCCGGGUGGCCUUUCCGCCAGCAGUACCGCCGGCGCCUCGCCAACGCCGUGUUUGGGUCGCCCUACGGCGAACCGAGCCUGUACGUCAACACAGCGUACGCGCUGUCCGGCCUCGCUGUGCAUUCGCUCCGCGAGGACAAGUACGGCCACGUGCAGCGGGACGUUGCCACCAUCAUACGGACCCUGACGACCGUCACCAAAAAGCUGGAAGGGUUUAGCAAUUCUCUAGCGGACCACUGGACCGACGUCGGUGGGGAGAGGUCAUGCCCCGAGGUGGAGGAGGUGUUGGCCGCGCUGCGGGAUGCGCUGGAGAGGCUGGUCAACGCAUUUGGGCCGUACGCGAGGGAUUUGAGGUUGAGUCUGGCCGAUAUGAGGCAGGCGAGGGAGGCGGCCGGGAUGGUGGGGACGGAUGGGGAGAUGAGGGAGGUUGCAAGGGGUACAAGCUGA